Messenger RNA from Apiotrichum porosum, 1245 nucleotides. RefSeq lists its product as uncharacterized. Lineage: Eukaryota; Fungi; Basidiomycota; Tremellomycetes; Trichosporonales; Trichosporonaceae. The record is from RefSeq and is a predicted model, not a curated record. Gene Ontology annotation, molecular function: oxidoreductase activity. The transcript is spliced from 2 exons. The coding region runs from base 1 to 1245 and encodes 414 amino acids.
AUGGCUCCUGUUGCUGUCGCUGUCGCCCCCGCGGCCCACAUCUUUGACAAGCCUGUCCAGGCAACCGUCUUCACUGCUCCCACCCCCACCCCCACUCCCACCCCCGUUGCCUCGUCGUCGUCGUCGUCGAGGCCCCACGGUGCCCUCACCUCUGGCCAGCUUGAGCCCGACCACACCCAGCUCAUCCCUUACGAGUCGUUCCCCAAGGAGAUUACCGGACCCACUGUCUGGACCAAGGAGGAGUACUAUGGCGACGAGUCCAAGUGGAAGUGGCAGUGGAACGCCGAGCAGAUCCAGCUCCUCGAGCAGGCGUACACUGCGUUUGAGCAGAAGAACCUGAGCCUCACCGAGGUCAACCAGGACAACUUCCCUCUCCCUCCCGCCAUCACCACCUUCCUCCUCGAGAUCCGCGAAUUCAUUGUCAACGGUCCUGGCUUUGUUCUCAUCCAGGGUCUUCCCGUGGACCAGUGGAGCGUCGUCAAGUCGUCGGCCAUUUACCUCGCCAUUGGCUCCAUCGUCGGUGUUCCCAUCUCGCAGAACGCCAAGGGCCACAUUCUCGGCCACGUCAAGGACCUGGGCAACGACCCCACGCAGAUCCACAAGGUCCGCAUCUACACCACCACCGCCCGCCAGUUCUUCCACACCGACUGUGCCGACGUCGUCGGUCUUCUGUGCCUGCACAAGGCCAAGGAAGGUGGCGAGUCGGACGUCGUGUCUGCCCACGCUGUGUGGAACACUCUCCAGCGCGAGCGCCCCGACAUUGCCAAGCUCCUGGCCGAGCCCAACUGGUACUUUGACCGCAAGGGCGAGGUGUCAGACGGCCAGAAGCCAUGGAUCCAGAAGGCCAUCUUCUACUACACCGACGGCAAGGUCAACUCGCACUACGACCCGUACUACAUCCGUUCCAUCGGCCGUUUCGUCGAGUCAGGCCAGAUCCCAGGCCACACACCCGAGCAACUCGAGGCCAUCCAGGUGCUCGAGGAGACUGCCCAGCGUCUUGCCCUCCACAUGGUGCUCGCCGUCGGUGACAUUCAGUUCGCCGGCGAGACCCACGUCUUCCACGCCCGCACCGCCUACGUCGACCACCUGCCCCCUCUCCCGCGCCGCCACCUCCUCCGCCUCUGGCUCGCCACACCCGAGAGCGAGGGCGGCUGGAAGCGUCCUUACCCCGACAGCGCGGCGCCCAAGCGCGGCGGCAUCCAGGUCAACGGGCAGCGCGAGACUUGCCCCCUGGACGCCGAGUAA